Cucurbita moschata (crookneck pumpkin) is the source of this 651-nucleotide messenger RNA. Its product is annotated as histone H3.2. Gene Ontology annotation, molecular function: DNA binding; protein heterodimerization activity; structural constituent of chromatin. The transcript has a single exon. The record is from RefSeq and is a predicted model, not a curated record. The coding region runs from base 76 to 486 and encodes 136 amino acids. NCBI's taxonomy places the organism in Eukaryota, Viridiplantae, Streptophyta, Magnoliopsida, Cucurbitales, Cucurbitaceae. Gene Ontology annotation, cellular component: nucleosome.
AUCUCCAUCCGCCACAACCAAAGUCUCAGAUCACAUUACCAAAACCUUCAAAUUUUGUCAUUCCAAUUCACCCGAAUGGCUCGCACCAAGCAAACCGCCAGAAAAUCCACCGGAGGCAAGGCUCCAAGGAAGCAAUUGGCCACUAAGGCUGCUCGGAAGUCAGCCCCAGCCACCGGUGGAGUGAAGAAACCUCACCGCUUCCGUCCUGGAACCGUCGCACUUCGUGAGAUCCGUAAGUACCAAAAGAGCACAGAGCUUUUGAUCCGCAAGCUUCCGUUUCAACGAUUGGUUCGUGAGAUCGCUCAGGAUUUCAAAACCGAUCUGAGAUUCCAGAGCAGUGCCGUAGCGGCGUUGCAGGAAGCAGCAGAGGCCUACUUGGUAGGUCUGUUUGAAGAUACGAAUCUGUGCGCGAUUCAUGCCAAGAGAGUCACGAUUAUGCCAAAGGAUAUUCAAUUGGCAAGGAGGAUUAGAGGGGAAAGAGCUUAAAUUCGUGGAUUGAUUAUUUCUCUUGGUGGUUCUGUUAUAUUUAUGAGUUUGAUUUUGUGGCUUAGGGUUUAGAUCGGUUGCAGAUUGAAUGUAUAUGGGGAUCUUGAAUCCGAAUUUCUCAAUGAAUUGCUUUCUGGACUGCAAAUUGUUCCAUUUUGAUGUUCA